UCAUCGUGGUCUGAGAACUGGCAGCCGCAGCCCGUGAGGCCCGGGGCCGCCUCAGGCGGGCGGGGGGACGAUGUUCCCGGAGCCCGGACGAGCCUCUCCUGGCCUCUGGGCAGGUUUAACCGGGCGUCUCUGAUCAACGUGGGCUUCCUGGAGAGCGGCAACGACACUGAUUACGUCGCCAUGCACGACGUGGACCUGCUGCCCCUUAACGAGCAGCUGGACUACGGCUUCCCCGAGGCAGGGCCCUUCCACGUGGCCUCCCCGGAGCUGCACCCGCUCUACCACUACAAGACCUACGUGGGCGGCAUCCUGCUCCUCACCAAGCAGCACUACGAGAUGUGCAACGGGAUGUCCAACCGCUUCUGGGGCUGGGGCCGAGAAGACGACGAGUUCUACCGCCGCAUCAAGGGGGCCGGCCUCCAGCUCUUCCGCCCCUCGGGAAUCACGACUGGAUACAAGACCUUCCAUCACCUGCAAGACCCAGCCUGGAGGAAAAGGGACCAGAAGCGCAUCGCUGCACAGAAGCAGGAGCAGUUCAAGGUGGAUCGGGACGGCGGCCUGAACAACGUGCGGUACCGGAUCGAGUCGCGGACGGCGCUGAGCGUGGGCGGAGCUCCCUGCACCGUCCUCAACAUCCUGCUGGACUGCGACACCAGCCAGACGCCCUGGUGCACGUUCGGCUGA
Messenger RNA from Alligator sinensis (Chinese alligator), 684 nucleotides. It is a transcript of the gene B4GALT7, whose product is annotated as beta-1,4-galactosyltransferase 7. Gene Ontology annotation, molecular function: xylosylprotein 4-beta-galactosyltransferase activity. The annotation marks the transcript as partial. Lineage: Eukaryota; Metazoa; Chordata; Crocodylia; Alligatoridae. Gene Ontology annotation, biological process: proteoglycan biosynthetic process; carbohydrate metabolic process. The record is from RefSeq and is a predicted model, not a curated record. The transcript is spliced from 4 exons.